Lactuca virosa is the source of this 963-nucleotide messenger RNA. The record is from the annotation of a GenBank genome assembly. NCBI's taxonomy places the organism in Eukaryota, Viridiplantae, Streptophyta, Magnoliopsida, Asterales, Asteraceae.
AUGGAGUGCAAUAUAGAUGAAGCUACGAGGGCCAAACCAAUUGCAGAAAAGAAGUUUGCUGAUAAAGAUUACACAGGUGCCAAGAAAUUCACUUUAAAAGCUCAAACCCUAAAUCCAUUACUUGAUGGUAUAUCUCAUAUGUUAAUCACUCUUGAUGUCUACAUCUCCUCUGAGAACAAAAUAAAUGGAGAGUCAGAUUGGUACAAGGUUCUUGAUGUAAAGCCAUCUGAUGAUGAUGAAACAAUCAAGAAACAAUACAGGAAACUUGUCCUCAUACUCCAUCCUGAUAAAAACAAAUCAGUAGGUGCAGAUGGUGCAUUUAAGAUAGUUUCAGAAGCAUGGAGUUUGUUGUCUGAUAAGGCUAAAAGAUCAGCAUAUAACCAAAGAAGGAAUUCAUCACAAGCUUCUGGUGUCAAUGGAGUUCAUAUUCGUGUAAACAGAACAACAACAAGAAGAACAACAAGACCGAAAAAUCAGAAUUAUAGGGGUUUUGUUUCUACUUCUAAAUUAGAUAGUUUUUGGACUAUUUGCCAUGGAUGCAAGAUGCAUUAUGAGUAUCUAAAGGUGUUUGUGAAUCAUACACUUAUUUGUCCCAAUUGUCGCAAGCCUUUUCAUGCUGUGGAAAUGGCAACACCAAUGAAUAUUCCGAUACCAGGGUACCAAUAUGCUUAUCAAUGGAAUCAGAAUUCCAGUGAUCAUGGAAUGUGUAAUUCCGGGAGAAGAAUGGGGGCAUCAGGCAUCCACUGGGGCUCUUCAUCAGGAAUGAAGGUGCCUGAUGACAUGUUGAGAAGAGAAGGUGGAGUUUGUUAUGUUCAGCCACCUUUGAAAAGGAGAAAAGUGGAGUUACGUGAUUCCGAAGGAUCAGAGGCAUAUCCAAGGGCCGAUCUAGGGUUCGUAAAGCGGACAUACGCCAUCGUUAUAAAUCUGAUCUUGGAGAUGAUCAUAUCCUGGGUUCACAAUUAA